CCUCACCUCACCUCCCACACAUUAUCUGUUGCGCUUUUGUCCUUCUGACUGAAAUUAUCAAGUUUUAGGGGAGGGGGUGGUCUAUGUGGACACACACAAACCCACACAAACAGGCACGCACACACACUACACACAUACACACACACUCACACACACACAGGGCUGCAGGGCGCUCCCAGUCGCGCUAGAAUGAUACCAGGAGCUGAGUUUCUCUGCAUUACCGGCGCGAAAGGCAAAAGAGGCGGGGCGCGCAAGCUCUGACACACCGGCAAAGAGCAGUUUAACGGCUGUGUUAACGGACGCUUGCUUACUAGCAUGUAAUUUGUGACGUCGGUUGUAAUGCAAAGACUACCGAAGCUUGCGGCUGGUGUAAGAGUGUCGCGUGGAUGAACAGAACUCCGCCAGCCACCCAGGCAUAGGGGUAGUGGCGCGCGAGGAGAUAAUGACAAAGACUCCGCAGCAGCGCGAGCAGGAUAGAAUCUUGUUGACUCAAACCUGGGUCUCUCAACACCAGCUUGCCGGUAGGUUAGCGGACAAACGGAUAACCGGACUAACCAACCAAGUAAACGGGAAAACGGACAGGGCGAAAUCAGACUGUCUGUCGAUCUGAUCCACAGAAGAUGAACAUCGUGACAAGACCGAGAUAGUCUCAUCUGAUCGUUGUGCUGUCAGUUACAUCUCUUUUUCUCUACGCUCCCCCUCCCAACAGCGACAACCUGUCCGAUUCCUAAUUGCGCGCAUGCAUGGGCUACACCAGAGUCUUCGGUAACAUGGGUUAGUCUCACAGGACCACACUCCAUCAGAGAACAUCAUACCUGGCGUUUCCCUCUGAAUCCUGUUGCUCAUCUGCAGACUUCUAUCUGUCUACGCUAUCUGCGCUGCGCCCUGCAACCGAGUCUGAUGACAGAAGCCCUGGAGAAGGAGCACUCUGAGCGGGGAGACCUGGUUUCUCCCCCGCGUUUCUCUAACUGUCUGCCCGGGGACAGCUUCGAGCACCGGCCCAGAAAGAGUGACGGUGCUCCCGAUGCCGCGAGCGCCUGAUGGUCGGCGGUCCCGGAGUUUCCGGUCGGUGGGAGAGGCUCGAGCCGCGGCCGCGCGCUAGGAUGCUGCGCCAGGUGUUGCAUGCGGGCCUGAGAAGCUCUUUUCACAUGCUGGGUCGGUUUAUCGCGAGCCACCCUGUAUUCUUCGCUUCAGCUCCCGUUCUCCUCUCCAUCCUUUUGGGCGCGAGCUUCAGUAGGUACCGCGUGGAGGAAAACGUGGAAUAUUUAUUUGCGCCCAAACACAGCCUGGCUAAGAUCGAGGGGAACCUAGUGGACAGCUUGUUUCCGGUGAACCGGUCCAAGCACGCUCUCUACUCUGAUCUGCAGACACCGGGCCGGUAUGGGCGCGUCAUCAUCACCACCCGCAGGGGUAGUGUUCUGGACCCGGUUCACUUGGACUUAAUCCUGAAGCUCCACAGGUUAAUUUACCAGAUACAGGUGCCAGUGCUGGGCUUCAACUACUCCUUCUCUCACCUGUGUCUCCUUGACGUCAAAGACUCCUGCAUCAUCGAUGACAUCAUACGCGCUAUGGAUGACAUCCAAUCAGCCCGCUCCUCCAACCGCUCCGCCUCAGCCUUGCGAUACCCAAUCACGAGGCUCGCCGACGGACGGCAAGCCUACAUCGGUCACCAGCUGGGAGGCGUGCAGGGCUGGGGAGCUGGGACCGGGGCCAGGGCUCCUGGGGGAGGAGCUAAAGGAGAGGGUGUGCGUUCCGCCAGGGCUCUCCAGCUGACCUAUUACCUGCAGGCUCGCGGCGCUCUGAUGGACAGGGUGGCGGGCCAAUGGGAGAAGGCGUUCUGCGCCGAGCUGCAGCAGUUCGGGGCGGGACAUCCUGAGCUGGGUCUGUAUCCGUUCACCUCGUCGUCGCUGAGGACGGACUUCCAGUUCUCCACGGUGCUGUCGCGCCGCCCCCUGCUGGCCAGCCUGGGGGUGUGCAGCGUGCUGGCGGUGCUGUGCGGCUCCAUGAGGGACUGCGUCCGGUCCAAGCCCUGGCUGGGCCUGCUGGCUCUGCUCUCCAUCACCCUGUCAGGGCUGACAGCGGCCGGCAUCCUCAACCUGACUGGAGCCACCUACAACUCUACUUACCUGGGGAUUCCCUUUAUCAUGCUGGGUCACGGGCUGUUCGGGUCGUUCGAGAUGCUGUCGUCAUGGAGACGCACGCGGGAGGACCAGCAUGUGAAGGAGCGCGUGGCGCGAGUGUUCGGCGAUGUGAUGCUGCGUUUCUCCGGCAACACCAUGCUGCACCUGACGACCCUUGGGCUGGCCGCCUCCCCCCUCACCAACAUGGAGGCUGUGAGGCUCUUCUGUCGGACCGGCGCCCUGGCGGUAUCCGUCGGUUACCUCUACACGCUGUCCUUCUACACUUCCUGUUUGGUGUUCACCGGUUACCUGGAGACGGGGUAUCGUCACGGCUGCUUCUGCAGGCAAGUGCCCAAGCCGGAGCGUCUGGAGUCCAAACCGGCCUGGUACCGCUGCCUCAUGUACACACGCUACCAGGACGAGACGCACGCAAUCUCUCAGACAAACACGCCCAACGCGCCGCACGCGCCCAACCCCAGUCUCACACACCCUCACGGGCACCGGCAACCGGCUCACGCACACCCUUCGAACCCUCCGCACGCGCACGCGCUCGCACAUCCCCCGACGGUCAUCCCCGAACCCUACCCACAGGACUCCCACCUGUUGCUAGGGUGCGUUCGUCGUUGCUACGGAGACUGGAUCACUAACACCUACGUGAAGCCGUUUGUAGUGCUGCUCUACCUGGUCUACAUCUCCUUCGGUCUGAUGGGAGUCCUGCAGGUGACCCAGGGUUCAGAUCCCAGCCUGGUUGCCAUGGACACCGCGACUGUGCUGUAUGCCCGUGCGCAGCAGCGCUACUUCAGUUCCUACUCUCCCGUGAUUGGUUUCUACGUGUACGAGAGCGCACCCUACUGGAAUGCCUCGGUGCAGCGGGACUUGUUGGAAUACGCCAAAGGCUUCCAGCGAAUCAGUUGGCUGGAAUCCUACCUGGACUACCUCUCCGAACAGAACCUGUCCACCAGCCAAUCCCGAGACAGCUUCACUCGCACGCUCCGCCUCUCCUUCCUCCGUGAGCAGCGCUACGCCCACUUCGCCGACGACAUCAUCUUCGCCGAGCGUGGCCAGGGCGAGGAGCCGGAGGUGGCCGCGUCCCGCGUCUUCCUGGUCGCCAAGACAACGGAGAACAAGCGCGAGGAGAUGUCGGUGCUGCUGGACACGCUGCGGCGCCUGUCGCUCACCUCCCGCGUCCGCUUCCUCAUCUUCAACCCCUCCUUCGUCUACCUGGACCGCUACGCCGCCGCCGUCAGCUACCCCCUGAGACACUCCCUGCUGGCCGUGCUCUUCCUGUUGGGCCUGUCGUCGCUGGCUGUGGUGGAGCCUCUGGUGGCGGUGUGGCUGGGCCUCACCCUGGUGUCGGUGCAGUUCGGCGUGGUGGGUUUCAUGACCCUGUGGGGGGUGGAACUGGACUGCGUGUCGGUGCUGUGUCUGAUCUCGGCGCUGGGCCACGCGGCCGACUGCUGCGGACCCCUGCUGUGCGGCUUCGCGGCGGGCCGGGGCGACAGCCGGACUCGCUGGGUACGCGUGGCGCUGGAGAGGCACGGCGUGCCCUCGCUUCAGACGCUGGUGUGCUACGGCGCCGCCCUGGUGCCCGUGGCGUGCGUGCGCUCCAACCUCACGCACACGCUGUUCCGCUGCCUGGCGCUGGCGGCCGGCUGCUCCGCCCUGCACACGCUGGCCUUCCUCCCCACCCUCCUCACCUUCCUGCCGCCCUCCAAGAGCCGGGAACGGCGCCCCGGGGGGGAGGGGCAUAGGCAGGAAGUGGAGUGCGUGAGUAUGAACGACAGCACUCGCGUGGUCGACCAGAUAACCACCGUCUGAUGGGACGUGAUGUCGUGGCGGCCAGGGGGUCGGCGUGGUUGGGCGGUGACACGCUCUGUAGGGACUGCACGCUGGGGAUUGGUCCAUCUGUGAUGGAUCGUCCAAUGGGCAUGUGGGGGAAAUGUCCAAUGAGAGAGAGGCUGGAGGUGAGUCAACGGAAGACAGAGGUGGAGGGAAGACAGGUAGAGAAAGAGAGACAGGAAGAAAAAGAAACGCCUGCAGGAAAAUCAGAGAGAGAGAGAAUGACAAAAGGAAGAGGAAAAAAAAAAGAAAAACAGUGGAUGAGAAAGAGAGAGAGAGAGCGAGAGCAAAGGAGAGAGUGGUGCAAUGUCUCCAUGGUUACCGUCUUGUUGCUAGCGCUGUAUUGCAUAUUGAUGCGCUCUGCUCCGAAGGGCCAAUCAGAUGCUGAGGGUGGGUUCCGGACUGGACAUUAUAUUGCAGGCCAAAGUAGAGACAUAUCACACCAGAGCCCUGUCUUUGCUAACAGGUGUCUCCAGGGCUCCCCUGCAGUCUAAUAUCACCCAGAACAGAAUGAUGGGUGAGAACAGGAAAUUGCAAUGGUAAUUUGGAAAAAUGAAUUAGUCAUUUUAGGGAGAUU
Messenger RNA from Osmerus eperlanus (European smelt), 4536 nucleotides. It is a transcript of the gene ptchd1, whose product is annotated as patched domain containing 1. Gene Ontology annotation, biological process: chemical synaptic transmission; cognition. Gene Ontology annotation, cellular component: synapse; plasma membrane. The record is from RefSeq and is a predicted model, not a curated record. NCBI's taxonomy places the organism in Eukaryota, Metazoa, Chordata, Actinopteri, Osmeriformes, Osmeridae.